Messenger RNA from Gossypium raimondii (Peruvian cotton), 1675 nucleotides. RefSeq names its product tryptophan aminotransferase-related protein 4. NCBI's taxonomy places the organism in Eukaryota, Viridiplantae, Streptophyta, Magnoliopsida, Malvales, Malvaceae. Gene Ontology annotation, biological process: amino acid metabolic process. The transcript has 5 exons. The coding region runs from base 1 to 1398 and encodes 465 amino acids. The record is from RefSeq and is a predicted model, not a curated record. Gene Ontology annotation, molecular function: transaminase activity; carbon-sulfur lyase activity.
AUGUCUAGGAAUACGAUUCUUCUAACUUGUUCCAUCGUUCUUAAUCUGCUACUAUUUCAUAGCUGGUACUUCCAUGGCCAAUGGGAGCAAAGUUGGACCAAGAGUGCCACUGCAGAAGCUGAAUUUGUGGCAUCCAUCUCAUGUUCAGGACAUGGAAGAGCUUUCUUGGAUGGAUCAAUCCUUGAUGGAAAACCUGUUUGUGAGUGCAACGCAUGUUAUGGAGGCCCUCACUGCUCUGUGUUUUUACCUGAAUGUAUCGCUGACGCCGAUAGCGGAGAUCCUAUGUUCUUGGAGCCCUUUUGGUUGAAGCAUGCAGCAAGUAGCACCAUUGUAGUUCCAGGAUGGCAUCGGAUGAGCUAUGAAUUCAAUGAUGAUUCCCUCAUCUCAAAGGAACUCGACGCUCAAAUUCGGAAACUUCAUGCAGUUAUCGGAAAUGCGGUGACUGAUGGAAGAUUCAUCAUAUUUGGUGUUGGUGCUACCCAACUUCUUCAUGCAGCAGUGCAUGCCCUCUCCACUACUAAUCAUCCAUCUUCCCCUUCAAGAGUCGUUGCCUCAACACCAUACUAUCCAAUUUACAAGGAACAAACUGAGUUUUUCAAUUCUGAGGAUUACAAGUUCGAAGGAGAUACUUCAUUGUGUAACAAUAAUAGUGGCUGUAAAGGGAAUUUCAUCGAACUUGUGACUUCACCGAACAAUCCAGAUGGCCAAUUAAAGAAGGCAGUACUUCAAGGCCCAUCGGCAAAGACAAUCCAUGAUUUUGCUUACUAUUGGCCACAUUAUACACCAAUCCCAGCUCUAGCAGAUGAAAAUUUAAUGAUAUUCACUCUCUCAAAGCUUACUGGACAUGGCGGAAGCAGAUUUGGAUGGGCGAUAAUAAAAGAUGAGGCUGUACAUCAAAGGAUGCUAACAUAUAUGAAUCUAAGUACCUAUGGGGUUGCUCGAGAGACUCAGCUACGAGUUCUGAAGCUGCUAAAAGUUGCCGUUGAAAAUGAAGGAAAGGAAAUGUUUAACUUCGGAUACCAAACAAUGAGGAACCGCUGGAGAAAGUUGAGCAAAACUAUGUCAUUGUCUAAGCGGUUUUCAAUCCAGGAACUUGAGACUCAAUUCUGCUCUUUCUCCGAAAAAGUCAGAGGAGCUACUCCAGCUUAUGCAUGGCUUAAGUGUGUAAGAGAAGAAGAUAAAGAUUGCAACGCGGUGCUCCACUCGGUCAAUAUAACUGGACGUCAUGGUAGCUUGUUCGGUGCUGAAAGCAGAUUUGUACGGCUUAGCUUGGUGAAAAGCGAUGAUGACUUUGAUUUGCUGCUAAAAAGGAUGGGAACAUUGGUUUCUCAAGAAAAUAAUAAUGAUGGAAUCAACAAAAUUAUGACACACAGAGAUGAAUUUAUUGGAACCAAAUAAGUGUACGGGGUAAUGAUAAAAUCAAGGGGUAAAACUUAAAUUCUAAUUUUAAAAGGUGUAAACUAUAAAAAUAGUCACUUUUGUUUACUUUAGGUUACAUUUUAGUCAUUUAUGUUUGAAAUGUUAAGUUUUAGUCACUUACGUUAACGUGUCAUAAUAUUUUAGUUACUGAGCCGUUAAUUUUUGUUGACGGUGUAACGGUAAGCUGAUGUGGCACGUUAAAUCAUCAUUUCAAACAAAAAUUUUAGAUUAAAUUAUACAAAAUGGUCCCCAUAUA